AUGAAGCUUUCCGCUGCCCUCCUUGCCACGGGAGUCUUGAGCGCGGCUUCUGCCUUCGCUGCUCCAGGACUUGAUGUUAAGACGGCCCAUCUGGAGUCGCGCGCCCCCGUCAUCACCUGCAAUCCCAAGCUUCAAGGCGACAAGGCAAAGAAGCCGUACCAAGUAGAUGAAGCCACUGCCCGGGCUCAGGCCAAAGUGGCUGGCCCUUUCAGCAUUGACAAAGCCCCGAAGAGCGGCUUUCCGCACCGAUUCCACAACGGAGAGAAAAUUCACUUUAAUAUCGCAGACUGCGAUAAGGAGGAGGCCACUCUGUGGGAGUACCCCAUCUACUGGGUUGACAAAAAGGUUGGCAAAAAGGCGGCUGUAUGGAACAUUCAGACAAAAAAGAAAGAUCAGCCCGGCGGCCCUACCCCUAUCCGAGUCGUCUACUCGGGCGAGCCGGGUCACAUUCACUACUGCGGCGUCAUGGUCCAUUCCGAGGUUAAUAAAGACGGCGAAGCAACGGCCAAGACGUUUGACAAGUGCCCUUGA
Hirsutella rhossiliensis is the source of this 531-nucleotide messenger RNA. RefSeq lists its product as uncharacterized. The coding region runs from base 1 to 531 and encodes 176 amino acids. Lineage: Eukaryota; Fungi; Ascomycota; Sordariomycetes; Hypocreales; Ophiocordycipitaceae. The transcript has 2 exons. The record is from RefSeq and is a predicted model, not a curated record. Gene Ontology annotation, molecular function: RNA nuclease activity; RNA binding.